CACCAACCGAAUCAUAUGCAGAUAUUGGUGGUUUAGAGCAACAAAUUCAAGAAAUUAAAGAAUCUGUGGAAUUACCUUUGACUCAUCCCGAACUUUACGAAGAAAUGGGAAUCAAACCUCCAAAAGGAGUCAUUUUAUAUGGGAUACCAGGAACUGCAGUGGCAAAUCAAACUUCUGCAACAUUCUUACGCGUUGUGGGAUCAGAAUUAAUUCAAAAAUAUCUUGGGGAUGGUCCAAAACUUGUACGUGAAUUGUUUCGUGUAGCCGAAGAACACGCACCAUCGAUUGUAUUUAUUGACGAAAUUGAUGCUAUUGGAACAAAACGUUACGACUCAAAUUCAGGUGGUGAAAGAGAAAUCCAAAGAACUAU
Messenger RNA from Dentiscutata erythropus, 370 nucleotides. NCBI's taxonomy places the organism in Eukaryota, Fungi, Glomeromycota, Glomeromycetes, Diversisporales, Gigasporaceae. The record is from the annotation of a GenBank genome assembly.